Molecule: messenger RNA, 4336 nt
Organism: Aedes aegypti (yellow fever mosquito)
Lineage: Eukaryota; Metazoa; Arthropoda; Insecta; Diptera; Culicidae
Product: solute carrier family 12 member 9
Exons: 8
Coding region: 476-3319 (947 amino acids)
Biological process (GO): chloride ion homeostasis; potassium ion homeostasis; potassium ion import across plasma membrane
Cellular component (GO): membrane
Molecular function (GO): potassium:chloride symporter activity
Source: RefSeq, a predicted model, not a curated record
AAAGAAGUAAAAAUUUUGUUGUCACCCAUCAUUCGUCCGCUGGCUUUUGUAUCGCAAAGUACGGUUAUUUUGUCUGCGCGUUUUUCGCCUUUGGUUUCCUCCCUCCCGAACCGCGAGUGGAAGUUCCGCGGGUCGUCCCAUCAUUGAAAUUCGCAAAUUCAAUGAAUAUCGAGAAUCCGUGAAAAACAUUGGUGUUGUGCUCGCUAAUUCGGCGUGAUUUUUGUGUGUCUGUGCUGUAUUUGAUGAGUUUUUAAUGCGGAAAAUGAAGCCUGAGCCUCGCAAAUGACGAGACUGCGGCGGGGUGGUAAUUAAAUUUCGAUGAGCAAUCGCAACGUCGAAAAGAGCCAACAAAGAAGAAAAAGUGAGGAGGCGUAACGCUAGAGCACUCAUUCCAAACCGCCUGCAGACCCCCUCCAUCCAUCCACGUCAUCGCCGGGCGGUGCAGGUCAAUCGCCCGCCGCUAUUCUGGUAAAGAAUGAUAGCGGCCAACAACACUCGCAGUACCAACAAUGAUCCGGUGGAAUCGUCGGAAUCUUCUCCGAUUACGGGGGCAGCGAACGGCUCAUCCCGGCUGAUGCGCCAAUUCGGCAGUUUGUUCCAGCCGGCGGCGCAGCGCAAUGACCCCGCCGGAUAUGUCGAAUUCGGAAGCAUCUCCGAGGCGGACGUCCACUCCGGUCGGACGCUGGGGACAUUCGCGGGGGUGUUCUGCCCGGUGGCGCUCUCCAUGUUCAGUGCAUUGGUGUUCAUUCGAGUCGGGUUCAUCGUUGGCAAUGCCGGUCUGUAUGUUACGCUGCUGCAGUUCGUGAUAGCUUAUGUAAUUUUGUUGUUUACCGUUUCGUCUGUCUGCGCUAUCUCAACGAAUGGGGCUGUUGAGGGCGGUGGAGUCUAUUUUAUGAUAAGUCGUACGUUGGGCCCGGAAUUCGGAGGAUCGAUCGGCACCUUGUUUUUCCUUGCUAACAUCGUUGGCUGUGGUUUGGCGAUUUCCGGAUGCGCCGAAGGAUUGAUUCAGAACUUCGGUCCCACGGAUGGAGGUGAUGUGGGCUCCAUCCCGGACGGUCGUUGGUGGCGAUUCUUGUACUGCAGUUCCAUCAAUACCGUGAUGUUGCUGGUUGUGCUGAUCGGUGCGGAAAUGUUCGCCAAAACAUCGAUGAUGAUUUUGGGAGUGGUGGUCGUUUGCUUGCUAUCGACGUAUGUAAGCUUCUUAUCGAUGGGACCGAUGGAAGUGGCGAUUCCUGUGGAAAACAGUUUGGUCCAGAACGCGACCAAUAAAGCAUUAGGGAAUUACACCGGACUCAACAUGACCACAUUAGCCUCGAAUCUCUAUAGCCACUACGGACAAGAUUACACAUCUAGUGGUAACGCAGUCAACUUUGCAGUGGUUUUCGGUGUGCUGUUCUCCGGCGUUACAGGAAUUAUGGCUGGAGCCAACAUGUCUGGCGAAUUGAAGAAUCCAUCUCGUAGCAUUCCCAGUGGAACUCUGUCGGCUGUUCUCUUUACAUUCCUAUGCUACAUAGCUCUAUCCGUGUUGAUGGCCGCAACUACAUCCACCUUCUUGUUACAGAACAACUUCCUAUUCCUAGGACCGGUCAAUUUAUGGCCGACAUUCGUAACAAUCGGAAUCCUGACGGCCACCUUUUCGACGGGCUUGAGCAACUUAAUCGGUUCUAGUCGGGUUUUGGAAGCAUUAGCCAAAGACAAAGUAUUCGGAUCACUGCUGAACUUCGUUGUUAAAGGAACGCUGAAGAACAACCCGAUUGCCGCCGUAAUUGCCAGUUGGGCCUUAGUAGAAGCAAUCCUGCUGAUCGGUUCUUUGAAUACGAUUGCUCAAAUCAACUCCGUCCUUUUUAUGCUGUCCUACUUGGCUACCAACCUUGCUUGCCUGGGAAUUGAAAUCACUGGAGCGCCCAACUUCCGGCCAACGUACAAAUAUUUCACCUGGCACACGGCUUUCAUCGGCAUGGUCGGAACCGGAGUGAUGAUGUUUGUCAUCAAUCCCAUCUACGCUUCCUGCAGUGUGACCCUCUGCUUACUGUUAGUCUUUGCAUUGCAUUUCUUCUCCCCGGCAUCCCAAGGAGCUCAGUGGGGCUCGAUUUCGCAAGCCCUCAUGUUCCAUCAGGUACGGAAAUACCUCCUAAUGCUGGACUCCCGCAAAGAUCACGUCAAAUUUUGGCGCCCGCAAAUGCUUCUCCUUGUCUCGAGCCCACGGUCAUGCUGCCCACUGAUUCAUUUCGUCAACGACAUGAAGAAGGGCGGAUUGUACGUGAUUGGUCACGUAAAAGUGGGAGAAUUUUCCGAAAACGACUCCUCCAACGAUCCAACCAUCGAAGAAUACACCCAGUGGCUGUCCCUCAUCGAUCACAUGAAGGUUAAAGCCUUCGUGGAAUUGACCCUAUCCAAAAGCGUUCGCGAAGGAAUCCAACAUCUGAUUCGAAUUUCCGGCAUAGGCGCGAUGAAACCGAACACCAUCAUUCUCGGAUUCUACGACGAGGAGCAAUCCAAAGACUUUUUCGAACAUGAAAACUCCCCGUACAAAACGUCCGAAUUCGACGACAACGGUAUCAAACUGUUCCCAUUCCGGCGCAGUGGCGAGCAGAAGUCGCUCCUUCCUACGGAUUACGUCCAGAUCAUAGACGACGUGCUGCGGAUGAAGAAGAACAUCUGCCUGUGCCGGCAUUUCCACCGCUUGGACAAGCAAAUGAUCGCACGCAGCAACCACAUCCGCUACAUCGACGUUUGGCCGGUGAACAUCUUUGAGCCGAAGAACGAUGACCCCUUUGACGUGGUGUCCCAGUUCAUGAUGCAGCUGGCCUGUAUCAUCAAUAUGCUACCAGUGUGGAAGCGCCUGGAGUUGCGCGUCUUUCUGUGUGAGUCGGAUCCCCAGCCGGAACCCAGUACUUUCCAAAUGAACAGCGCUCCAUUCGAGCGACCGGCCGAGCAUCGAUUGAGUCUUCUGCUCAAAUCGCUGAGGAUCUCCGCUUCGAUACAUCAGAUUCCGGAGUGGGGUAAGGACAUGGAUGUUCCACGGCAUCGCAACAUUCUGAAGCAGUUCACCAGCCAGAGCGAUAGCAACCAAGUGAUGACGGAAGAAAAUAUCAAUCGCUCGAAGCUGUAUAUGCAGAGAGUCAACCAAAUCAUCCGUGAUAAAUCGAACGCUACGGCCGUGACAUUUAUGUACCUGCCGGCGCCACCAAAGCUGUCGACGAUCGACUACAAGGAAAAAUGCCACCACUAUUUGGAUCUCCUCACCGAGCUGACGUACGACUUGCCACCGACGAUAUUGGUCCACGGUAUCAACUCUGUGAUGUCCACUACGCUGUAAACGGAUUGUUACUACCACCACAGCUACCAUUCUUCCCCGAUGCUUGCAAGGUGCUAACUACACACGUCAAUCGGCCCGUAGGAACAUUUAAGCAUAGUUUUUUCCGUUCCCAUUAGGUUUUAAAAGACACACCCAAUCUACAUUGGUUUUGAUAUCUGUUUAUGUUGAGCAUGAGAUCCCAAAUAGUAACACUUGAAGCUCAGAAAUUCUCGCAUUUAGUAUCAUAAGGGCGUAACUGCAGUUAACGAUUACUUCUUCGUCAAUAAUAUGGCAUGCUAGAUGUAUCGAAUUUCGCAAAACGUUCAAAGGAGAAAUCAGUCAUAGCAGUUACGUCCAUAUGGUAUUAAACGUAAGAUUUUAACAGUUUUCGAAAACAAAAGUUAAAAAUGCAGUUUCUACCGUACAGUUCACAAAAUGAACGAAUCGUUCUUUUGUCGAAAAUACGUAUGAAAACUGUAUUUUUAAAUUUCAAAUUAUUGUUUAUUCUCGAGUAAAUCAUCACACCUUAACAGGCUGUAUAAUAAUCUUCUCCCACUAUAGAAAGGGGACACUGAGAAUAGUGUGAAUGCUUAGGAUUAGCGUACUCUUCCCAAUUAGCAUACUACUAAAGACAUGAGACUCAUCACGUAUUAGUGCAUUUUUAUUAUUUAUUACACAUAUUAUGGUUUAAAACUAAUAAGUGUCUGAUUGGUAUUAACUCUGAUGGCAUAUACUAGGUAAUAAUUAUUAGAAAAGAAGAAUCGCAGUAUUUAGCACUUACUAAGCGAUCCUAUCACCGCUGCAAAAAGAUUAGCAACGCAUGUGGUAUUAACGUACAAUAAAAUAUAUAUCAUUCUCUAGUUGUGAUGACCGGAAAGCAAACAUUUUGUGGAACUCUACAUUUCAGCGUACUACUCCAGAAGGACGGAACUCUCCGAACAAAAGCGUAUUUAAUAUAUUUGAGAUGGUAUACCGAUUGCAACAGAUAGUAACGGAUCUAUCAAUAUAUAGAUGUCUACAUAUAUUUUAAUAGGAAAA